UUAGUUAACUUUCUUGAAUACUCUUCAAUCACGGUUACCCCCGGACAAAAAGACUUUUUUCUUCUAUUAUCUUAGUUAUCAAGAUGAAAAUAUAGCUGACAAUGUGUGGAAUAUGUUUUAUUUUGUUUGAAAAAGGAAACGGGCAGGGAUUUGUUUCGGAUGAUAUAUUCAACAACUCGAGGCUGAGCAAUCGUGGACCGGAUAGUAGCAAUGUUACAAGCUUCGACAUUUCUGACCAUUUAACAGCAUUUUUUUCUGGUCAUGUCCUUCACCUUAGAGGAGAUGAAAUGGCAGAGCAGCCAGCUGUAGACUCCAAGGGAAAUCUUCUGUUAUGGAAUGGAGAAAUAUUUGGUGGAAUCAGUGUAGAAGAAUCAGAGAGUGAUACGAAGGUAUUGUUAGAAUUGUUGAGUGACUGUUCAUCAGAUGCUCAGAUCACAACAUUGUUAUCACAAGUUCAAGGUCCGUGGUCAGUCAUAUACUGGCAGGCGACCAGAAAGACGUUAUGGUUUGGACGUGAUGUAUUUGGAAGGAGAAGUUUGCUUUGGCAUUUACCAGAAAACCACACUGAAGCGUUUAGUCUGUCUUCUGUCCAGAUAAAACCUUGGAAGUAUAAAGAAAUACCAUCUGUAGGGAUCUUUAAGAUGACCAGUACCCAGAAGGCAUCUGGGGCUCAACACACAAUUACUCUGUUUCCAUGGAAGUCUGCUGUAUGGCCUGGAAGUUUGGAUGCUGUUCAGCAUGGUCCUGAAUUGGCUGUAAAUCUGUAUGCAGGUGAGAUGCCAGCCGAGAUUGUAGGGUUUGAAAUGAGUAGCUCUAUUACAGUACCAUCGCAGAUGCCAGCUCUAAACAAGUGUCUACCAUCGGCUGAUCAUAGUGUACCAGAUCUAUUUCCGGACCAGUCUUACCUUGAUUAUCUACAGAAAAUUCUUGAAGCAGAUAGUUACUUGAGAACUCUUAGUAGACAACUGACGGGUGUGUUACUGGAGGCUGUGAAGACAAGGGUAUUUAAUCAACAUAUUGUUGAGCCAUCAACAGUUAUGACAGCUAGAAAAAGUCCAGACCAUUUAUCAAAAGCAAAGGAUGACAAAUCCUGUACAAAUGAGGCAACAAAUGAUGUAAUGGAAAAUGGUGCAUCAUGUGACAGUCAUGUGACAUUUUCAGCUAGAGUAGCCAUUUUGUUUUCUGGAGGAAUUGAUUCAACUGUAAUUGCUGCCUUGGCUGACAAAUGUUUACCUAUCAAUGAACCAAUAGAUUUGCUGAAUGUUGCCUUUGAGUUGAAACCGAAAAAUACUGGCCGUAAGGAGAGACAAUCAAAGCCACCCCCUGAGAAGAAAUGGGAUGUUCCAGACAGAUUGACUGGUUAUACAGCUUUAUCCGAGUUGAACCCAGAUAGACUUUGGAACUUUAUAGAAGUCAAUGUUACUGCUGAACAGUUACAGGAGGCUAGAAGUUUCCACAUUCAAGAUUUGGUAUACCCGCUGCAAACUGUGUUAGACGACAGUAUAGGUUGUGCGGUGUGGUUUGCUUCAAGGGGCUCUGGAAUUCUGGGAAAUGGACCAAACAAGGGUGCUAAUAUAUGUAGCAGUGCUAGGGUUAUACUAUGUGGUAUGGGAGCUGAUGAACAACUUGUAGGCUAUUCCAGACACAGAGUUAAAUACAAAGAAGAAGGGUGGCUAGGACUGAUCAAUGAGAUAGAAAUGGAGGUAACCAGAAUCUCAGCGAGAAAUCUUGGCAGAGAUGAUAGGAUAAUAACUGAUCAUGGCAAGGAAUCAAGAUUUCCUUUUCUUGAUGAGAGAGUUGUUAAGUUCCUUAGUUCUCUACCACUCCAUGUGAAGGCUGAUCUUAACCUUCCACGUGGACUAGGUGAGAAGUUACUACUCAGAAUGAGUGCAACAGAACUGGGUUUACACCAAACAGCAGUGUUGGCAAAGAGAGCCAUUCAGUUUGGAUCUCGGAUUGCAAAACUAGAAAACAAUAAAGAGAAAGCAACAGACAUUUGUUCUAGAUUGACAAAUAUGUCUCUUACUGAUACAUAAUUGCUCAUUUCAUCCUGUGAAAGAUGCCGAAAUACUGAAUAAAAUUUAAUUUUAAUACGA
This is a messenger RNA of Mercenaria mercenaria, 2096 nucleotides long. Its product is annotated as asparagine synthetase domain-containing protein 1-like. Gene Ontology annotation, molecular function: asparagine synthase (glutamine-hydrolyzing) activity. Bases 102 to 2036 code for a protein of 644 amino acids. NCBI's taxonomy places the organism in Eukaryota, Metazoa, Mollusca, Bivalvia, Venerida, Veneridae. The transcript is spliced from 15 exons. The record is from RefSeq and is a predicted model, not a curated record.